This is a messenger RNA of Canis lupus familiaris (dog), 2698 nucleotides long. RefSeq names its product adhesion G protein-coupled receptor E2 (gene ADGRE2). Gene Ontology annotation, biological process: cell surface receptor signaling pathway; adenylate cyclase-activating G protein-coupled receptor signaling pathway. Gene Ontology annotation, cellular component: membrane. Gene Ontology annotation, molecular function: G protein-coupled receptor activity; calcium ion binding. The record is from RefSeq and is marked provisional. NCBI's taxonomy places the organism in Eukaryota, Metazoa, Chordata, Mammalia, Carnivora, Canidae.
CCAGAUGGCAUCCUCUGUGGCUGGGCUCACUGGUGUCUGCACUAUGAGACAUGGGCAUCCAAGGUUGCUGCCAGGACUCUUGAUGCUGCUGCUGUUGCCAUUGGGAGCUGCAGCCCAGAAAACUAGUGGCUGUGCUCGCUGGUGCCCUCCGAAAUCCACAUGUGUCAAUGCCACCACUUGUCGCUGCUCUCCAGGAUUCAGUUCUUUGUCUGGGGAGAUCUUCAGCAGCCCCUUGGAGAGUUGUGAUGACAUUGAUGAGUGUGGACCACCUCCGUUGGUGUCCUGUGGACGGUUAGCAGACUGUCAGAACACAGAGGGGAGCUACCACUGCAUGUGCAGCCCGGGAUACGCGCUUGCUUCUGGGGCAACGACGUUCAUGAAUGAGAGUGAGAACACAUGUCGAGAUGUGGAUGAAUGUCAGCUGAAACCCAGAGUGUGUAAAAGCCGCGGCAUCUGCACCAACACCAAAGGCAGCUAUACCUGCAAGUGCCCACCUGGCUUUGAGCUCAAUCUGGGCGACCUGAACCUGUGCACAGAUGUGAAUGAAUGUACCUCGGGGCAGAACCCAUGCCACAACUCCACCCACUGCCUCAACAACAUCGGUGGCUAUGAGUGCCGCUGCCGCCCGGGAUGGAAGCCGGUUCCUGGAUCCCCCAAUGGCCCAAAAAGCACCGUCUGUGAAGAUGUGGACGAGUGCAGCUCCGGGAAGCAUACGUGCCAUUACUCCACUGUCUGCAUCAACACUGUGGGCUCCUACAAGUGCCGCUGCCGCCGGGGCUGGAAGCCCAAACCUAGAUUCCAGGAUAAGCAACUGAACACCACCUGCGAAGUCCCUGCAGAGAUGUCCUUCCCCAACUGGAACCCACCCCCUGGAAUCAAGAGCCAGAGACUCUCUAAUUUCUUUGAAAGAGUCCAAGAGCUGCACAGAGACUUCAAGCCAGCCUUGGCUCAGGAAACCAUCCAGGACCUCAUACAGGAGGUAGAUGAGCUGCUGGAGAUUCCCGGGGAUCUGGAGGCCCUGCCCCACUCAGAGCAGCAUUGUGUGGCCACUAACCUGCUUGUUGGCCUGGAAGGUGUCCUCAGAAAUGUAAGCCAGGCCAUGCCCAAUGGGCCAUGGACCUUCAAUGCAUCUGCAGGCACAGACCUGUCCCUGGAGGUGCAGGAGGAAGGAUACAGAAAUGUCACUUUGAGUCAGAAUCUGGCAAAGAUGAUGCUGAAAUGGGAUGUGGUGCACAAAUCUGGUGACUCAGGUCCUUCUGUGGUGGGCCUCCUCUCUACUCCAGGAAUGGGCAAGUUGCUGGCGGAGGCUCCCCUGGUCCUGGAGCCUGAGAAGCAGGCAGUUCUGCAUGGGGCACCCAAAGGCUUGCUGCAGGGAGUCUCCUCUGUCCUGCUCUCAGACGUCAUCUCUGUGUUUAUGAGCAACAAGGUCACCCAGAAGCUCAGCUCCCCUGUCACUUUCAUCUUCUCUCACCAUUCAGCGACCCACGAGCCAAAACUAAAGGUGUUCUGUGUCUUCUGGGAGCACAGUCAAGAUGAAUGUGGUCAUUGGUCCACCAGAGGCUGCACAGUGGUGGACAGUGGAGACACCAGUACCACCUGCCAGUGCACUCAUCUCAGCAGCUUUGCCGUCCUCAUGGCCCACUAUGAUGUGCAGGAAGAGGAUCUUGUGCUGCCUGUGAUCACCUAUGUGGGGCUGGGCCUCUCUCUGCUGUGCCUCCUCCUAGCAGCCCUCACCUUCCUGCUGUGCAAAGCCAUCCAGAACACCAGCACCUCCCUCCACCUGCAGCUCUCGAUCUGCCUCUUCUUGGCCCACCUGCUCUUCCUCAUGGCCAUUGACCGGACCGAGAUCAAGGUGCUGUGCUCCAUCAUCGCUGGUGCCUUACACUAUCUCUACCUGGCCUCCUUCACCUGGAUGCUGCUGGAGGGUCUACACCUCUUCCUCACUGCACGCAACCUGAUGGUGGUCAACUACUCCAGUGUGAGCAUGCUUAUGAAGAAGCUCAUGUACCCUGUGGGAUACGGAGUCCCGACUUUAAUUGUGGCCAUUUCUGCUGCAUCCAGGUCUCACCUCUAUGGAACACGCACCCGCUGCUGGCUCAACCCAGAAGAGAGAUUUAUAUGGAGCUUCCUUGGGCCAGUCUGCACCAUCUUCUCUGUCAAUUUAGGUUUCUUUCUGAUGACCCUCUGGAUUUUGAAAAGCAAACUGUCUUCCCUCAACAGUGAUGUAUCCACCCUCCAGAACACAAGGAUGCUGACAUUUAAAGCCAUAGCUCAGCUCUUCAUACUGGGCUGCACGUGGUGCCUGGGCAUCCUGCAAGUGGGUCCAGCUGCCCACGUCAUGGCUUACCUGUUCACCAUCAUCAACAGCCUGCAGGGUGUCUUCAUCUUCCUGGUGUACUGCCUCCUCAGUCAGCAGGUGCGGGAGGAAUAUGGAAAAUGGUUCAAAGGAAUCAGGAAAACAAGAGCUGAGUCAGAGAAAUACACACUUUCCAGCAGGGCCAUGUCUGAUGUCAACAAACCCAUGAUGGUUAAUUAAAAUAUCUGUUAAAUUAUAUCCUCCUAUCCCAUGGAAAAUUGGAACUGUUAAUCUCUGAGCCCUUGAGAGAGGAUAAACAAGACUUCAUUGUGUGUGUAUUUCAAGAAAUUCACCAUGUCAACAGUGUGAAAGAAGUCAAUCUUGCAAAAAAAAAAAAAAAAA